This is a messenger RNA of Cryphonectria parasitica EP155, 783 nucleotides long. RefSeq names its product acid protease. Bases 1 to 783 code for a protein of 260 amino acids. The record is from RefSeq and is a predicted model, not a curated record. Gene Ontology annotation, biological process: proteolysis. Lineage: Eukaryota; Fungi; Ascomycota; Sordariomycetes; Diaporthales; Cryphonectriaceae. Gene Ontology annotation, molecular function: aspartic-type endopeptidase activity. The transcript has a single exon.
AUGGCCAGGCGCCAGUCAUACGAGGCACUGACUGAUCAGUACGAAGGUACCUCGGAGGACGCCGCUUACUACGGCCCCGUGGUCAUUGGCGCAGGCGAUGGCAGUCCCCAGACUUUCCAGCUGAUCUUCGAUACCGGCUCGUCCGACAUCUGGGUCCCAGGCGAGAGCUGUACCCUUUUGGACGGCUGCGUUCACCCUCUUGAUCCAAAGUACGACCAAGGAGGCACGUCGUUGGGCACCAACACGUCCAUCGAGUACGGCUCGGGCUCGACAGAGGGCGCAAACUGGGUCGACGACGUGACGGUGGCGGGGCUCACGUCGCCGAACCAGACAUUCUUUGCUGUCACCUCGGCGUAUGGGUUCGAGGCGAUCGAUGCCGAUGGAAUCUGUGGCAUGGCCUUUUCGUCCAUUGCGCAGGACAACGGCACCACGUUUUUCGAGAAUCUGAUUGCAGACGGCACCGUUGAUGCUGAGGAGUUUGGUUUCUACCUGGGCCGCAUUGCUUCCGGUACUGAGGACGACUCGGAGAUGGCGCUGGGCGGGCGUGAUAGCACCAAGUAUACUGGUGACUUCACGACUGUGCCUGUUACGUCCGAGACAUACUGGCAAGUUGCUCUUGACAGAGUCACCGUGGACGGCACGACUGGCGGCAUCAACACUCCUGGCCAGGCCGCCAUCGACACCGGAACCACGACGAUUGUCGCUCCCACGACCGCGGCUAAGGAGAUCAUGGCCAAGAUCCCCGGUACCUACGGCUUUCCUCUCGAGGGGGAGAUCAUCUAG